Messenger RNA from Pelodiscus sinensis (Chinese soft-shelled turtle), 862 nucleotides. Lineage: Eukaryota; Metazoa; Chordata; Testudines; Trionychidae. The record is from RefSeq and is a predicted model, not a curated record.
AGCAGCCAUGGCUCGCGGGCCCAAGAAGCACCUGAAGCGCGUCGCGGCGCCCAAGCACUGGAUGCUGGACAAGCUGACCGGAGUGUUCGCUCCUCGUCCAUCUACAGGCCCCCACAAACUGAGGGAAUGCCUUCCACUCAUCAUCUUCCUUAGGAACAGGCUCAAGUAUGCCCUGACAGGAGAUGAAGUCAAGAAGAUCUGCAUGCAGCGGUUCAUCAAGAUUGACGGCAAAGUCCGCACUGACAUCACCUAUCCUGCUGGCUUCAUGGAUGUCAUCAGCAUCGAGAAGACUGGUGAGCACUUCCGUUUGGUAUAUGAUACCAAGGGUCGUUUUGCUGUUCACCGCAUCACAGCUGAAGAGGCCAAGUACAAGCUGUGCAAGGUGAGGAAGAUCUUGGUGGGCACUAAAGGAAUCCCUCACCUGGUGACCCACGAUGCCCGCACCAUCCGCUACCCAGAUCCCCUCAUCAAGGUGAAUGACACGAUCCAGAUCGACCUUGAGACUGGCAAGAUCACAGACUUCAUCAAGUUUGACACCGGUAACCUGUGUAUGGUGACUGGCGGUGCUAACUUGGGCCGUAUCGGUGUGAUCACGAACCGGGAGAGACACCCAGGCUCCUUCGACGUGGUCCAUGUGAAGGACGCCAAUGGCAACAGCUUUGCCACUAGGCUCUCAAACAUUUUUGUUAUUGGCAAAGGUAACAAGCCCUGGAUCUCCCUGCCCCGCGGGAAGGGAAUCCGUCUGACCAUUGCCGAAGAGCGAGACAAGAGACUGGCAGCCAAGCAGAGCAGCAGCUAAACGCUCAGGAGGGGACUAACAGCAGACGGCCUUUUCCUUUGUCAAAUAAAAUUGUUACCACAC